Molecule: messenger RNA, 3910 nt
Organism: Durio zibethinus
Lineage: Eukaryota; Viridiplantae; Streptophyta; Magnoliopsida; Malvales; Malvaceae
Source: RefSeq, a predicted model, not a curated record
UUCUUUCAUUUUUUUUAGAGAGCUAAUAAAACAUGAAGAAUCUUCAUAUCCUAAUUCCACUCUUUUUGCCUGCCUUAUUUCUCUUCUCAUGCUUCUCAUCUCUUGUGCUAUCUUUUUCCCUUUGUCAUGCUUAUCUCCAAAACCAAUGCCUUGAUGACCAGAGAGCUGUUCUGUUGCAACUGCACCAUGAUGUUUACUAUGCCCCCAAUUUUACUUUCUCUUCCAAAGUUAAGCUUUGGGAUCUCAACACUGAUUGUUGCGCUUGGAAAGGAAUUACAUGCGAUGCUCUUGGUCAUGUGAUUGGGAUUGAUCUCAGUUACAAAAAUCUUUCAGGAAGCCUUCACUUCAUUUUCAAUCUCCAUCAUCUUCAACGCCUUAAUCUUGCUGCAAACAAUUUUAAUACCACUCUGUUUCAAUAUGAGUUUGAUAGACUCCCAAAUUUAACUCAUCUUAAUCUUUCAAACUCAGGUUUCCAUGGCCAAAUUCCAGUGGGGAUUUCAUAUUUAACAAGGUUAGUCUCCCUUGAUCUAUCUCAUCAAGAUUCUUGCUAUCUACACAAUUACCAAAUUCUUGAUCCAAAUUUCUGGUACGAUGUUCCUUUCAACCUUUAUCAACCUCUGAAACUAGAAAACCCAAACUUCAAGACAUUAAUCCAAAAUUUGAGACCUCUUACAGAGCUCUACUUGGAUAGUGUGAACAUUUCAACUCAAAGUACUAAAUGGUGUGAAGCCACAUCCAUAGUACUUCCCAACCUGCAUGUGUUAAGUCUGUUGAAUUGUGGUUUGACUGGGCCAUUUUGUUCUUCACUCUCAAAACUUCCUUUUCUUUCCAAACUUUUCCUUGGUGGGAAUCCGAUCUCUUAUUUGCCUUCCAAUUUCUUGGAAAUUUCUUCUCAUUUGGUUUCUCUCAGUUUAGUGAAUUGCAAUUUGAGUGGGCAUUUUCCAACAGAAAUUUUUCUGUUGCCAAAAAUAGAAAGCAUUGACAUUUCAGAUAAUUAUGCUCUUGGAGGUCAGUUGCCAGAAUUUCCAUUAAACAAUGCUUUACGGAUCUUAACGAUUUCUUAUACAAAUUUCAGUGGAAAACUGCCAGAAACAAUUGGUAAUCUCAAGUUCUUGACAAAUUUAGAUCUCAGUGGUUGCAAGUUCUUUGGACAAAUUCCAUCAUCAACUGCAAAUCCUACUAACCUUGUGAAACUGGAUCUAUCCUAUAACAAUUUCCAUGGUUUUAUCCCUGCAUUUCAUAGAUCCGGAGGUCCAAAUCUUGCAUAUCUUUUUUUAUCGGGGAACUACCUCUCUGGAUCAAUACAUUCUUCUUUAUUUACUCUCCCAUCAUUGCAGGCCUUGGAUCUUAGUGGAAAUCAAUUGUUUGGUGCAAUUGAUGAGUUUCUCAAUGCAUCUUCCUCCUUGAUUGAAACACUGUCUUUAGGCUACAAUAGCUUUAGUUUCAUGAAGCUUGACAUGUUCUCCCAACUCAAGAACUUAGGGCUUCUUGACCUUCCCAAUACGAGCUUAUCAAUUGAAAGCAACAUCACAAGCCUUGCUUUUCCCCAAUUAGAGGAGCUAGACCUAAAUUCAUGUAACCUUAUUGAAUUUCCAGAAUUCAUCAAAACUCAAGACAAGUUGGUUUUUCUAGGUCUUUCUAACAACCAAAUCCAUGGUUUUGUGCCUAAUUGGUUAUGGAAGACCACCCUUGUAGGGUUAGACCUUUCUUUUAAUGCAAUUGAUUUUUCAACAGAGUUUCCUUUUGGUGAUGCAAACUCCUCUUUUCCAAUGUUGAGUUACUUGCGUUUACGAUUCUGUAACCUAAGUAUGUUUCCAGAGCUUUUAAAGAGUCAAAAUAGUUUAGAAGAUCUUGACCUUUCAAAUAACAAAAUAAGUGGUGCAGUACCAAACUGGGUGUGGAAGAAAAGUUUGAGAUAUCUAGAUCUUUCUAACAAUUCUCUCUCAUCUUUGGACCAAUUUUCACUAAACCAAUCUCUAAACUCUUCACAAGACUCCUUACCAAGACCUGUUUGCAAUUUGAGUAAUCUUUGGAGAUUUAAUGCAUCCUAUAACAAAUUAAGCGGGCCAAUCCCAAGUUGCUUGGGCAAUAUCAGUUCUCUCAGUUAUUUGGAUCUACAAAAAAAUAAUUUCAGUGGCAGCAUGCCAGAUUUUGCAAAAGCAACCCAAUUAAAUUUGCUUCAACUCAAUGAUAAUAAAUUGGAAGGGAAGUUGCCAAGGUCAUUGGCCAAUUGCACAAUACUCCAAGUUUUAAACAUUGGAAACAAUAAUCUGUAUGACACAUUCCCUUCAUGGUUGGGAAAAUUGCCUUGGUUGGUUGUUCUUAUAUUGCGAGCAAAUAGGUUUUAUGGUCCAAUUAAACAUGUGAAAAAUAAUUUUCAAGACUUGGAUGUACUAGACAUUGCUUUCAAUAAUUUUUCUGGUCAGUUACCAAUUGAUUUCUUUCAGGCCACUCAAUUAAGGUCACUCAAAAUUGGUGGGAAUAAAUUGGAAGGAAAUUUGCCGAGGUCAUUAGCCUAUUGCAAAAGCCUUGAAGUUCUGGAUUUUGGAAAAAAUAUGAUACAAGACACAUUUCCUUUUUGGUUGGUGAAAUUGCCUUCUUUGAAGGUUCUUGUACUAAGAGCAAAUAGAUUUUAUGGUCCGAUUAAAAUUUCUAAGGAUGAAACUGUUUUUCCAGAGUUACACAUAUUGGACCUUGCUUCUAAUAACUUUUCAGGUGAGUUACUUAUUUGAUUUUUUCAAUCUUUGAAGGCAAUGAAGAUGAUGAUUGAUUGCUUCUAAUAACUUUUCAGGUGAGUUACCUAUUGGAUUUUUUCAAUCUUUGAAGGCAAUGAAGAUGAUGAUUGAUGGCAAUAAAGCUAAGCCAGAUUAUAUUGGAGAUUAUUACUAACAGGACUCUGUGACAAUUGUGAAUAAAGGGUUUGUAAUUUUUUAUGAGAAAAUCUUAACAAUCUUUGCUUGUCUUGACCUUUCCAAUAAUAGUUUCCAUGGGAGAAUACGGGAAGAAAUACAAAACCUCAAGUCACUCAAAAUGCUAAACCUGUCCUACAACAGCUUCAUUGGCCCAAUUCCCUUAGUACUUGGAAAUUUAACUGAGCUUGAAUCGUUGGACCUCUCUCAGAACAAACUCUCCUGAAAGAUUCCUCCACAGCUUACAAGCCUAACUUUUCUUGAAGUAUUGAAUCUCUCUUACAACCAACUUGAAGGAAGCAUACCACAAAGCUACCAAUUCGAUACAUUUUCAAACGAUUCUUACAAAGGGAACCCAAGAUUGUGUGGGCCACCUUUGACAAUGAAAUGCAAUGAAGUUGGUCUUGGAAUGCCAACCCCUAAGAAAGAUGAAGAUUCAUGGGGAGCUGGUAUAUCUGUUUGGAAAAUCGUAUUGUUUGGGUAUGGAUGUGGUUUGGUGAUUGGGUUAUCUAUUGGAUAUACAGUGCUGAAUGAAAUGGGAAACAAAUGGAUGGAUAGGUUUCCAUGGAAUCGGAAUCGAAAAUGGAGAAGAUCUUCUACGUGACUCUAUCAAAAGUCAAGUUUCAAAGUCAUUUGGAGCACAAGCAAAGGAUGUUUGGCAGGCCAUCCAGAGAUAUAGAAGCUGUUGUUUCGGCUAUCAGAAAUUCCUUUUGGUUUAGAUUCAAUGACAGGAUUGCAGUCUCCUGUUCCACUCUUUCUCUUACACAACAGAAAUUGUGUCUGAAUGUUUUUGUCCUGGUGUUACGGUACUUGUGUCUCAGUUCUUUCUGUUUUGAUCGCCUAAGAUAAAUGGCAGUAUGUCUGGUUGUAUUGUGCUUGUCUUCUGUUCUGUCUAUAAGAUGGUGUUUUACUGCUGAGUUAUAGGGUUCUGCUGUUCACCCUAUUGUGUAAUUCUGUUUUUAUUAAUAAAUUUCUGGCUUAGCAAAAAAAAAAAAAAAAAA